Messenger RNA from Micropterus salmoides (largemouth bass), 6025 nucleotides. RefSeq names its product contactin 2 (gene cntn2). Gene Ontology annotation, molecular function: cell-cell adhesion mediator activity. NCBI's taxonomy places the organism in Eukaryota, Metazoa, Chordata, Actinopteri, Centrarchiformes, Centrarchidae. The coding region runs from base 109 to 3504 and encodes 1131 amino acids. The transcript is spliced from 23 exons. The record is from RefSeq and is a predicted model, not a curated record. Gene Ontology annotation, biological process: cell-cell adhesion; brain development.
UGGUGAAAGGAAACCAGAAGGUGCUCGAAAGAAAGCAGGGAUGCAGAGCAGAGUGAAAAUUAGAGCGACAGAGAGGGAGGGAGAGAGAGAGAAGCGCACCAUCGCUGAAUGCGGCCCGGCUAUAAUUUCCUAGCGGAGAGGAGGAGAAGAGAAGACAGGGCAUCCAGAGAAGAAAGACAAGACAGAGAGAUAAGGAGGGGAGACGAGCGCUUCUAUCAUCUGAAACACUGUGUUGUUUUCACGGACGUAGCGUGCAGCAUCACCUCGCUUUCUACGCAUCAUCCGCCCGGGAAGAGGACUGUCCGCAUCUCGGCCCAGGUUUUGAUCCCAUCUGCUUCUGAUCUGUUUGUGAUCCUGCUGAAAUCCACCGGGAUCCAGAUGAUGGAGCGCUUGCUGUGUCUGCUGGUCCUCAGCUCAGUGGCCCUGAAGGAGGCUCUCUGUGGAGACGUGUGUGUAUCAGGUCAUGACAGUGGGCCAGUGUUUGAAGAACAGCCAAGCAGUUUAAUUUACCCAGAGGGCCUGAGUGAAGGCAAGGUGACCCUCAGCUGUCAGGCCAGAGCCAGCCCAGCUGCCUCUUACAGAUGGCUUGUGAAUGGCACAGAGGUCCCGCUGGGUUUGGACCUGCGCUACACCCUGGUGGCCGGCAACCUCGUGAUCAGUAGCCCUGAGCCUAUUCGAGACACAGGCUCUUAUCAGUGUCUGGCCAUCAACCGGUGUGGCACCAUCAUUAGCCGAGCUGCUAACCUCAAAUUUGGCUACCUCCAUGACUUCCCUCCAGAUAGCAGGAGUCCUCAGACAGCAUAUGAAGGCAUAGGCACUUUCCUGGCCUGCCAGCCCCCUCCACAUUACCCAGCUCUGUCCUACCGCUGGUUAAUCAAUGAAUUUCCCAACUUCAUCAAAAAGGACGACGGCCGCUGGUUUGUGUCGCAGGUAACAGGGAACUUGUACUUGGCCAAAGCAGAGCCAAAUGAUACCGGGAACUACUUCUGCUUCACCACCAUCAACAUGGAAAUCAGCACCAAGAGCACUUUCAGCAAGGCCAACCAGCUCACGGUGCUUUCUGAUGCCAACCCCAGGAAGUCAGCUCCGAGCAUUAAAGUGCGCUUCCCAGCAGAGACCUAUGCCCUAGCAGGACACACCACUCAGUUAGAGUGCUUCGCCUAUGGAAAUCCAGUCCCAAAACUGCGAUGGAGGAAGGUGGACGGUUUGAUGCCGUCCAAGGCGGGCUUCAGUGCUAAUGGUCCCACCCUUAUCCUGCCAGAUCUCUCCUUUGAUGAUGAGGGUGUUUACGAGUGUGAAGCCUACAACUCAGAAGGAAGUGACACUUACCAGGGACGCAUCAAUGUGCAAGCUCAGCCGGAGUGGUUGCAGGUGAUGAGUGACUCAGAGGUAGAGAUCAGUUCAGAGCUUCACUGGAGUUGUGUUGCUGCUGGUAAACCACGACCUUCCAUACGCUGGCUACGCAAUGGACAGCCACUCCGCACACAGGACCGGUUAGAGGUGAACGGAGCUCGUCUUAAGAUCAGUAACCUGGCCCUGGAGGAUUCUGGGAUGUACCAGUGUGUGGCAGAGAACAAACAUGGCACCAUCUACUCCACUGCUGAGCUCAGAGUCCAAGUUCAGGCUCCAGACUUCAGGUUAAAUCCAGUAAGGAAACUAAUCCCAGCAGCCAGAGGGGGGCAGGUAAUGAUCGAGUGUCGUCCUCGAGCUGCCCCAAAGCCCAGCCUGUUCUGGAGCCGUGGGACGGAGCUGCUCACCAACAGCAGCAGAGUCACAGUAACUCCAGACGGCAUCUUGUGGAUCUACAACAUCAGCAGGGCAGACGAAGGGAAAUACACCUGCUUCGCUGAAAACUACCUGGGGAAAGCCAAUAGCACCGGACAUCUGUCUGUCAGAGAUGCCACAAAGAUCACGCUGGCUCCUUCGAACGCCGACAUCAAUCAGGGAGAGGAUGUGACGCUGCAGUGUCACGCCUCCCACGACCCCACCAUGGACCUGACCUUCACCUGGGCCCUCAACGGGGUCCUGCUGGACCUGGAGGACUCUGCUGGGCCAUACCACCGGGUGGAGGGGAAGGAAAACAUUGGUGACCUGUUGAUUGUGAAUGCUCAGCUGAGUCAAGCAGGGAUGUACACCUGCACAGCUCAGACUGUGGUGGACAGCGCCGCAGCUUCAGCUAAACUAGUGGUUCGAGGCCCCCCGGGUCCCCCUGGAGGUUUACUGGUGAAGAAUGUUGCUGAGACAUCAGUGGAGCUCAGGUGGAGUCGUGGCUACGAUAACCACAGUCCCAUAGGCAAAUAUGUCAUCAUGGGCAGAUCGUCACUCUCAUCAGAAUGGAAGAAGAUGAGGACAGACCCGGUGAACAUCGAGGGUAACGCGGAGUCGGCUCGUGUGAUGGGACUGAUGCCCUGGGUGGAUUAUGAAUUCCAGGUUAUCGCCAGCAACAUCCUGGGUAGCGGAGAGCCCAGCAUGCCCUCACACACCAUCCGCACACAGCAAGCAGCUCCCACAGUGGCACCCAGUGGACUUGGAGGAGGCGGAGGAGACCGCAAUGAACUCAUUGUUACCUGGACGCCCAUGGCCAGAGAGUACCAGAAUGGUGAUGGCUUUGGCUACAUCCUGGCAUUCAGGAAGAAAGACACAUCAUCUUGGACAGUGGUGCGGAUUCCUCACGUGGAGUCAUCCCGAUAUGUUCACUAUAAUGACAGCCUGACACCAUACAGUCCCUUCGAGGUGAAGAUCAAAGCUUAUAACCGCAGAGGAGAAGGUCCUUUCAGCCAGAUUGCUGCGGUCCACUCUGCAGAGGAAGAGCCAACAGUGGGACCGUCAAACAUCAAUGCUACGGCACUGACCGCCUUCGAGAUCCAGGUUUCAUGGGAGCCCGUCCAGCAGCUCAGCGCUAAUGGAAUCCUUAGAGGAUACGAGAUCCGGUACUGGCGGCAGCAUGAACGGGAAGCGGCAGCAGACCGAGUGCGGACAGCAGGACUGGAAACCACAGCCAGAGUGUCUGGACUUCGGCCCAGCACUCGAUACCACAUUGCUGUUCUGGCAUACAACAGCGCUGGCACCGGGCCGCCCUCACCACGCACCACCGUCACCACCAGGAAACCACCUCCUAAUCGUCGUCCAGGCAACGUGUCAUGGAAGACUGACAGCUCAUCUGUAACAGUGAGGUGGGACCACGUGAAGGCCUUGCACAAUGAGUCAGCUGUACUGGGCUACAAAGUUCUGUACAAACAUGAGGGCCAGGCAGCGCUAAAGGUUCUGGACAAGGCAAAGACGUCGGUGAGCCUGCCGCUGCCAAAAGACAACGGUUACGUUGUGCUGGAGAUUCGGUCCUGGGGUGAGGGCGGGGAUGGGCCAGCACACGAGAUUAUUGUGUCCCGGGACUCAGGAACUGGUAUGAUGGUGCAGAACAAGGCCUCCUUCACACUGCCCAGUAACCCUUUCUACCUGAUCGCUAGCUUGGUGCUACUCACUCUUGUGUCGUCGCCAGGCCUGUGAUCUCAGCCACUCGGUGGACUUUUUACUUGUAAUGGCUUGAAACUAAAGCCCCUGUGUCUCGGUCUGUGUUUUGGGUCAGGGUGGGUCUCAGUGGUUGGGGAAGGUUGUAGCACUGCAGGGAUUAGAAGGGUGGGGGACGAAGGAGGGGUUUUGGUUUUCUUUUUUUUUAUUGUAUAUAUAUAUAAAACAAAGAAAGUCUUUUUCAUUUUUUUUAAACUUCAGGUGGGUUGAAAGGGGUGGGGGAGCAGAGCAGUCCUGUCUGGUUGUGUAUUUGUGCACCACUGUCAGUAAAACCAUGCCUUAUGGGGACCAUCACAUCUGUGGCUGACGCAUCUCAUACCUGCGUCCUCCAAACUGUAGCUGGCGAGACACAGACUUCAGGUGUAAAUUAUUCAUAGAAUCAGUGUAUAUAACUUGUGUACAUGUGAUGGGUGUCUGCCUGUUCGCACUGAGAGCAGCUUGACUGAUAAGUCUCAGUUGUGGGUGGUGUGAGAGCUGUAAAGAUCCGCAUCUAAAAUAUUAAGAACAUCUUCAUGUUUUUCCUGUCAUAAUUAUAUGGUCAGAGCUCCCCAUACCCUGAAAAACCUGCAGUUUUUUAAUGCAGCUUUUCAGUAUUGACUCAGUUAGUAUUUAAAUUAAAAUAGGACGGCUCCAUAGACUUACUUUCAUUUCCAAAGUUGAAACCAGUUGUCAGACUUCAAGUUUAAGUUCAGGAUAUCUGGAGCCUGGUCCGUUCCACAAAAAGAAACAUUAUCAGUCUAAAUGUCUUUGACAAUGUCCUGGAAAUGUGUAUAAUGUACAUUGAUAAUGUACACAUCAAAAUAUUUACAGUGUUUACAUCAUGAAAGUCAAACAUUUCAGUUUGAUAUCAAUCAAUAGGAUGCAAUUUAAUACUUUAUUCCCUAAAAGCAAGAUCAUCUGAAUAUAGUUAUAGGAUGAAUAUCAUAAAUACAUCUUACUAAGAAGAUUUGGACACAUGUUACCAUAGUGAUAAACAUGUUAGACACAUGCCAUUGUAUCAGGAUACAUUAUUACCCUGGCUCCCUCAAUUCUCCCAAAAAGCAGCAUCACAUUUUCUCCCUGGACUGGUAGAUCCCCGCUACUGUGCCUUGACUACAUUGUUCCUUUUCUUCAUUUUCUCCUUCUUUACUUUGUAAUGCAUGGCUUCAAAUCCAAAACAUUUGUAAAGUUGCAUCCACACUUUCUUGUCUACAUUAGCCAGCCUGAUAACCCAAAUAUUACUCACACAGGAUUUAUGUUUCCUGUUUCUUUUCUCUGAAAACACACAUUUUGAGCAUCUACCCAACUGAGCUUGUUUGACUUGCUGGUCGUGUUGCUCACAGUUUGAACGCAGUCACUCGCUGAAGCACUGAAGAACUUUUUAUUGUUGAUUUUUAGCUGUGUCUUUAUGCUUGUUUGUGUCUCUGCUGUAAUUAUAACUACAGAAAUAUGUCACUGUUCCAAAUUGAUGUUUAUAUUUUCUAUUGUUUAUGGCUGAUCAGGGGGAAGUAUUUUAUUGAUUGUUUACAUUUGUGGUGCCUACAUUGUUUGAAUAAUUCCAACAACAAUGUAAAAAAUGCUUUUGUUUAGUGUUUAUUGGUUUUAGUGCAGCUGCUUUUGUGCUAGUAGGUAGAUCUAAAAUGCCCGGGGCAGCAGGGCUAAAUCACUGGUAGAGAUGAAAGAGUUGGUCACCAUGGUUAUCAGAGAGUACAGUUAACAGUGUCAUAUAUCGUCCUCACUGUAAUCCUGUCAGCAGCUAUCAGCUCUUAUGUAACAUGUCUGGCUCGUUGCAGUUCACAGGAAGAAUGUCGGCAGUAUUGGUUUGUCCACAGUUAUCCUGUCCAGGUGAGGUCUGGUCAGCAUGUCAGACAGACAUCAAGUGCUUACAAUUUGUGUCUUUUGUUGUCGUUGCCUUACUUUUUUGGUUGAUUAGCUUAAUAAUUAUCUGACUGCCUGUUUAAAGUGUAACUGAUGCUUUGAGUUUAGAUUGUUGUCCAAUAGUCACUAAAAGGUGUGAUACAUGGUUUUGGUUUUCUAUAACUGCCAACACAAAACUAAAAAAAGUAAUUAUUUUAUGUUCUAUAAUAAGUGUAUUUUAGUGGCUAUUAUCUCAAUAUAUUCUAAAUCUUAACAAAAUACAUUGUAGAAGUUCAUUUCUUGACCCUGGAAACAAUAAUUAGAUUUUUUUUUUUUUCAAGCAGCCAAAACAUCCGAACAUCAUUAAAAAAAAAACUCAUUUCAGGCUAGUAGUAUGUUGUAGUUUUCAGUUGUCUGUAAAUUAGCUGCUAGAUGGCCGCCAUGUUUCCAAGUCACCUGCUUCUUAGACUAGUUCAAAGCCAAAGCAUCAGAGGUUGGUUAAUCACAUGAGAAACGCCAGGAUCCUUUAGAUACUGGUUAAUCUGUUUGUUUGUUUUUCAGGUCUGCAUACAUGUGCUGUGACAGUGUAUUAGGGCCAUUGUUCAUAAAAAAACAAUAACAACAAAUGAAGGGGGUAAUGUUCCAAGAACAAAAUUUGAAUUUC